Messenger RNA from Nerophis ophidion (straightnose pipefish), 3575 nucleotides. RefSeq names its product histidine-rich glycoprotein-like. The transcript is spliced from 4 exons. NCBI's taxonomy places the organism in Eukaryota, Metazoa, Chordata, Actinopteri, Syngnathiformes, Syngnathidae. The record is from RefSeq and is a predicted model, not a curated record. Bases 903 to 1898 code for a protein of 331 amino acids.
ACAAUUGUUUAGUGUAAAAGCACCGAGGAGCUGAAUAUUUACAGUUUGACACGGAAGUAAAAGUUGUCUCACCUCAACUGUCUUAUCAGCGAAGACGACUAUAUAGGUGAGCUCUGAUCCCAAUUUCAGAGACAGCGCCCUCUGUGACAACUGACCCCGUUCUCUAUCAACAUAAAAGUCUUUCCAGGUGUCAUAAAAAGCACCUCCUGUCAUCCGUGAAGGUCGUACUCCCGGUAAAGAACGUAGUCCUUCAGUCGCCCUGGCAACGGCAAGAAGCUCAUGAAGACUGGCGACCGUAGACGAGGGCGACCGAGGCAGCGGCGAAUCCUCAGACGACACAGGUGCUGCAGGCAGCGAGCGUUCUCUAAAGGAGGUGUCCCCUGUGAGCGGCCCGGUGGAUGGGCAGGUGCCCGCUCUGUUUCGCCACGUUGGGGUCGGCGCCGUAUUCCAGCAGCAGCUCCACGAUGGCGGCGUCUCCGCUCGCACACGCCUCGUACAAGAUGGAGGCCUCGUUCUGCGCCCGACACGUCACGUCUGCUCCUGGCCAACAGCACACACACAUGUAGCGUGUGACCACCACAAAUGUAACAGCAGGACCUGGGCCGCCUCCAGGUGAGCCUCCUGGGCAGCCAGGGCCAGCGGUGUGAGGCCAAAGCGGCUGCGGGCGUCCAGCAGAGCCUGGGCCUCCAACAGCAGGGCCACCAGCUCGGCUCUGCCCAGCCGAGAGGCCUCGUGGAGCGGGCGCCGGCCGUGGAGACCCUCCUGGUUGACGGAGGCUCCCCUCUGGAGCAGCAACUUCACCAGGUCUGCACGCCCGGACCGGAUCGCUGCACAGUGCACACCACCAGGAUGAACUCACAAGUCAUUCACCCUUUCAUCAUCACUUUAACUGUCUGAUACUGAUGGUUCUGCACAGUGCACACCACCAGGAUGAUCUCACAAGUCAUUCACCCUUUCAUCAUCACUUUAACUGUCUGAUACUGAUGUUUCUGCACAGUGCACACCACCAGCAUGUACUCACAAGUCAUUCACCCUUUCAUCACUUUUACUGUCUGAUACUGAUGGUUCUGCACGGUGCACACCACCAGGAUGAACUCACAAGUCAUUCACCCUUUCAUCAUCACUUUAACUGUCUGAUACUGAUGGUUCUGCACAGUGCACACCACCAGGAUGAACUCACAAGUCAUUCACCCUUUCAUCACUCUGACUGUCUGAUACUGAUGGUUCUGCACGGUGCACACCACCAGGAUGAGCUCCCAAGUCAUUCACCCUUUCAUCACUCUGACUGUCUGAUACUGAUGGUUCUGCAUGGUGCACACCACCAGGAUGAGCUCCCAAGUCAUUCACCCUUUCAUCACUCUGACUGUCUGAUACUGAUGGUUCUGCACAGUGCACACCACCAGGAUGAACUCACAAGUCAUUCACCCUUUCAUCAUCACUUUAACUGUCUGAUACUGAUGGUUCUGCACAGUGCACACCACCAGGAUGAACUCACAAGUCAUUCACCCUUUCAUCACUCUGACUGUCUGAUACUGAUGGUUCUGCACGGUGCACACCACCAGGAUGAGCUCCCAAGUCAUUCACCCUUUCAUCACUCUGACUGUCUGAUACUGAUGGUUCUGCACAGUGCACACCACCAGGAUGAACUCACAAGUCAUUCACCCUUUCAUCAUCACUUUAACUGUCUGAUACUGAUGGUUCUGCACAGUGCACACCACCAGGAUGAACUCACAAGUCAUUCACACUUUCAUCACUCUGACUGUCUGAUACUGAUGGUUCUGCACGGUGCACACCACCAGGAUGAACUCACAAGUCAUUCAACCUUUCAUCACUCUGACUGUCUGAUACUGAUCGUGUCUAAUACUGAUGGUUCUGAUACUGAUUGUGUCUGGUACUGAUCAUGUCUAAUACUGGUGGUUCUGAUACAAAUGGUGUCUGAUAUUGUGUCCAAUACUGACGGUUCUGAUACUAAUUGUGUCUGAUACUUUAUGGUGUCUGAUACUGAUGGUUCUGAUACUGAUUAGGUUGAUACUGUUGGUACUGAUACUGAUGGUUCUAAUACAGAUGUGUCUGAUACUAAUUGUGUCUGAUAUUGAAUGUGUCUAAUACUGAUGGUAUCUGAUACUGAUGGUUCUGAUGCUGAUUGUGUUGAUACUGUUGGUACUGAUACAGAUGUGUCUGAUACAGAUGUUUCUGGAUCGGAUACUGAUUUUGUCUGAUACUGAUGGUUCUGAUACUGAUUGUGUCUGAUACUGAUGGUUCUGAUACUGAUUGGGUUGAUACUGUUGAUACUGAUGGUUCUGAUAUCGGUGUGUCUGUUACAGAUGUUUCUGAUACUCAUUGUGUCUGAAAUUGAAUGUGUCUAAUACUGAUGGUUCUGAUACUGAUGGAGCCUCAUACUGAUAGUAUCUGAAACUGAUUGUAUCUGAUACUAAUGGUUCUGAUCCUGAUUUUGUCUGAUAAUGUUUUUGUUUGAUACUGAUUGUGUCUCAUUCUGAUGGUUCUGAUACAGAUUAUGUCUAAUACCAAUUGUUUUGAUACUGAUUGUGUCUGAUACCGGUUGUGUCUGAUACUGAUGGUUGUGAUACAGAUUGUGUCUAAUACCGAUUGUUUUGAUAGUGAUUGUAUCUGAUACUAAUUGUGUCCUGAGACUGACUGUGUCUGAUAUUGAUGGUGUCUGAUACGGAUAGCAUAAUUGUAUCACUCUAAGUCCCCCUUCAGCUUCACCUUGAUGUGUUUUCCAUUUAAUACAGAGUAGUACUUCUAAACAAACCUAAAUGUAAAUAAACAGAAGAAAAGGAGAAGUUAUGUCGGGCAGCAGAAGUGUUUUACAUGUCGACCAACACUCAGAGAGGAUGAUACAGUAGGAAGAGGAUUCAUUGAAGCCCUCUUUUCAAGGUUUACCUGACACAUGAAACGUGACAAAUCGGGCGGGUGCAACCGUCCACUCUAGCUGCUAGAGUGUUGAAUAUCUUAAAAUAUGUUUUGUGGCAACUCCAACUUUGACCAGAGUGUCAGUUCUUAUGUAGAGUGCCGCUUUCCAUCAUUUUCAGCAAAUGAUCCACCCUUCUUCUUCCUCUCACGCGAGAUCCGCCCAGGAAUGGGGCCGUAUGAAUUCUUUCCCUAAUGUACAAUAAUAUUGGUUGCCGCACUAGUGGCCAACAUCGCAUACCUAAAAUCAGCGGGGAGUCCUGGUUCUGGUUCUGCGAGUCGGGCCGAGCCCCGCGGUCCAGUAAGAAGGAGACAUUGUCCAGCAGUCCUCCUUCCACCGCCAGUAAGAGGGCCGUGUCCCCAGACCGGGUCUGACGCUCCACCGACUCCUCACCUGAAACUGGACAAGGAGGUGGUGUCUGAUACUGAUGGUGUCUGAUACCAAUGGUACUGUUACUGAGUGUGUUUAAUACAGGUUGUGUCUGAUACUGAUGGUUCAGAUACAGAUUGUGUCUGAUGCUAAUAAUGUCUGAUACUGAUGUUUCUGAUGCCGAUGUUCUGAUACCGAUGGUGUCUGAUACCAAUGGUUCUGUUAGUGUGUUUAAUACAGAUAGUGUCUGAUACUGAUGAUUCAGAUACGGAUU